CUGGAAAUUAGCUUCAGAAUUAGUACAAAAAUGUUAUUCAUACCUAUAUGAUUCUAGAUUUUAUUGUUCGGUUUUUCCAAAAUUUUUUUAGAUAUUUUUGGAACAGAAGAAUGGGAGACUCCAUUAGCGAGUCCAAGCCAGCCCAGGCUUCGCCCAAUAUUAUCAUUCCGCCGAUUCCAAAGCUUGGCGAUACGCACACAUAUUGGAUAUGGCGCAUGCUGGUCAAGAACUACCUGAAGGCGUUGGGAUUGUGGAACAGAGAGCGCCCCAAAGAGUGCGCCCAUAGUAAGUUUGUGAUCCUGAGCACUGUGGAAAUAUGGGUUUUAAGACAAGAAUACGACGAUUUCACGUGUGUGGCCAUCUUUGAUGAUCUGCAAGCUCGGUACGGCCAGUCCAAUAAUAAUAACAAAAGACAGGUAUAGCAUCCUGCCACCAAAUAUUUGGAGUAUUCAAAUCCAAUUGUAUUUUCAAUCUUCAAUAUAGCUAUAACUACACUAUAUAUGAAUUGCGUAAAGAAAACUUAAUACAGUAUUCAAAUCUGAA
This is a messenger RNA of Drosophila kikkawai, 543 nucleotides long. RefSeq lists its product as uncharacterized. Lineage: Eukaryota; Metazoa; Arthropoda; Insecta; Diptera; Drosophilidae. The record is from RefSeq and is a predicted model, not a curated record.